UCUGUUCUCUAUCUCUAUUUCUCAAUCUUUCCUCUCUUUCUGUCAUUGUGUACUUGUCUGUUAUCUGUCUCUGUCUGUCAGUCUGUUUGUCUGUAUUUGUCUGUGUUGCAAUGGCCACCAGAUAUGUCUUUGACCCACAAAACCCCCAGUACCAAGAGGGGAGACGCAUGGUUCUUGAAAUGGAACUUGACCGCCUUACAGCUGAAUCCAAGAGAGCAGCUUUGGAGAGGAAACGUGCAGGCUCUGGAGGAGAACCUCCACGAACCUCCAAAAGGGUCUUUAGAGGGGUAGGUCGUGGCAAGCCAAGGGGAAGGCGAGGAGGGCAACGCAAAGCCUCAGCUACAGUCACAUACCCUCCGGUUGAGUGUUCCCUGUCAUCCAGUGUGGAGGUUCCCUCAGAAAUACUAAAUCCUCAAGAGGAAUUUGAGAAAAAUAUGGAGAGGCUCUCAAAUAUUUUGGCAUCAUGUCUUUCUGCUGAGUCUCAAAGAAGCUCUGCUUCAUCAUGGUCUUUUCGGAAGCAGAAAGCCUCAGAGCGCUGGAAAGCGGCAAGACCGUACCACCUACAAUGCCUUAUCGCAAAGGAGGCUGUUGGUCAUCCCUUGUGUUGCCUUUGCCACGAGCCUGCUGUUAUUAUGUGCAGAGAGUGUCUUCCUGAGGAUUGGUUCUGUGGGGACUGUGAUGUAUUGCAUCACAAAAAACAGCCACUCCACAACAGGGAAAGUAUGAUUCAUGGGUUUUUUGAAGCCAUUCCUCCAACCUCAUGCAUCAUUAAAGGAGAAGGUGGAUAUUGCACCCAUGAGCAAGCUUGCAUUUUGCCAACUGUGAAGGUGCCAGACUGCUCCUGUGGAGGCACAAGCUUCACUGUAUUACCAGGCAAACCAGUGAUUUUGAUUACCAUCAAUGGGCGUUUUGACUUGCAUCAGCCCCUAUAUGAAUGUAAAACAUGCCAGCAGCAGUGGACUCCUGAUUCGAAGGACCUCCUUAGGAGUGGAUAUUGGCCAGCCUCUGUCAGCAAUUCAACGCUGUAUACACUGGACCUCCUGAGCUCCUUUCAGGAGCUCAAGGUCAUCGCUCCAGGAUUCUCCAGACAAGCCUUUGCAAAGCUGCUGGAGCAUCGGACUAAGUGUGGAGGAAGAAAUGGACAUAUCAACGGCGAUGCACUGCAGCGGAGCUUUUUGGAGUUUUCCUACGCUUCUUUUGAAGAAGACCAGCUCUGCUGUAGUGCACCUUUCACCUGCCCAGCCUGCACGCCGGAAAUGUUGGCUGUUUCCGCCGAUGGGAACAGAAAGCUAUAUCGCUUUCACCGAAACACAAGCUCUGAUGAUCCUAGUUUUUUUGAAGAACUCUUUGUGGCUGAAGACAGUGUGGUGUCUACAUUUGUCGACACCAUACAGAAAGCAGUGAGAAAUACACAGGGAAGAGGCGCAUGUGGGGACUCCCAGUGGACAGCAGCGAGGGAGACGUCAAGGAAGGCUUCCAAAUUGGAUGAAGAGGGGAUGGAGGUUGCUGUGUGUCGCUAUGGGUUUCUUCUGAAGGCCCUUAAUAUGUACAGAGGGGAGAUAUUUGCCUACCCCCUGUAUCUUCAAAAGGAGCUUAUGCCAGCCAAGGCAAAAUUCUUUGCUAUGGAUGUGGCUUGCAAAUAUUGGCCAUACUUGGAGAAAGCUGCUCGAGUCCUUCCUGCCCUUCAGGAGCUCAACGAAAUGAAACCCUUCCUCAGCAUAAUGCAUGCUCGAGCCCAUGCUACAAAGUGUGAGAUUAAAUGGAGUGGUAGGAACCAGGAAGGAGCAGGAACAACAGCCGGAGAGGAGGUGGAGCAAGUGAACAGCUACCUGUCACGUUGUGCCCUGACUACCAAAUAUAUGUCUAAAGCAGCACGGGUGGACAUGGUUACUUUGCACGCAGUGGGGUGGAACCACAAAAAAAGUCUCUCUCUACAUCAGGCACUUUCCACAAGAUAUGUGAAGACUUGUCAGAGACUCCAGGAUGAGACUGCAAGGCUAGAUGAACUCAAAACAGAGCUACACUGCACAGAUGAAUUGGUGUCACAGUGGCUCUCUGAUGUGAAGGAAUGGGCAGCUGAUGAGACACCAGAUACAUCUCAUGCCAGUCAAGGCACCACACACAGAGGACUUCAGCAGUCAAUUGACAGCAAGUUUCGCCAUCGCCUUCGAAGGAAGCUGGCAGAAGACAAAAAGCUCCUCCUUCAGGAGAUCCAGAAAUACAAUGGUCUUGUACAAGACACUGCCACAAACAUAGAUGUAGCUACUGUGGAGCAUUCCCUUAAUGGAGAGAGCAAUGUGUCUCAAAUAUGGCCAUGGGAGGUUCAUGGCAGUGCCAACAUUUCAAUCAAGAAGCAAUUGCAUGACCAAGUGAUGUUGGAGAUGCGACUGCAAGAGGAAAAAAGCAUUUUGGUUUUGGAGAUGGCACAACACUGCACAUGGUUGCAGAGCCUGGCAGUGGUUCUCAAGAACAAGAUGACUGAGGAGGACAAGGGAAAUGAGGGACUUUGCUGUCUCUUAAGAAGACGACUGUCAGAGGUGUCAGAACGGUUGCAAGUUGUCCUCCAACAGUACAAGACUGCUUUAGGUCCUGAGGCCUCUGUCCUUCUACAUGUUGAAGCAGAAGAUCCAAGUGGCUUCAGUAGUCCAGACACCAGUGAGGAUGAAGAGGAAAACACAGUUUAGAUGGAAGAUACACAAAGGACUGUGUUGAAGGAAAUGUACUCACCCUAUAUCUGUAUAUUAUUAAUAUGCUGAUUGAUUAAACACAUCAAAAUAUGUAUGCAUCCUAUAUUGUUGAAAAGUCUACCUUUGUUAACAAUUUAUCUGUCACUGUCUUUUUUUUGUCCUUACAAGCACAUUGUACAUUGGUACAGCAGAUUUAGCUAAUACAUUAAGUACUUGUAUAAUGCAUUAGAUUGUAUGUAACAGAAAAAUACACUGUUUUGUAUGCUAUGAUUAUACUUUAUAUUGUAUAUUACUUGUUUCCCUGUUGGUGCUUUUCAAGUUACCUUAACCUCGGUCCAGUGUCAUUAAAUACAACCUUAUGACGUGUGACAAAUAUGCAUUUGGUGUAUUUUCAAUAAAUUAUUUCCAAAGAUGA
Tachysurus vachellii is the source of this 3102-nucleotide messenger RNA. RefSeq lists its product as uncharacterized. The transcript is spliced from 18 exons. The record is from RefSeq and is a predicted model, not a curated record. The coding region runs from base 111 to 2684 and encodes 857 amino acids. Lineage: Eukaryota; Metazoa; Chordata; Actinopteri; Siluriformes; Bagridae.